Messenger RNA from Ceratitis capitata (Mediterranean fruit fly), 4274 nucleotides. Its product is annotated as longitudinals lacking protein, isoforms F/I/K/T. Gene Ontology annotation, cellular component: nucleus. Gene Ontology annotation, molecular function: protein binding. Lineage: Eukaryota; Metazoa; Arthropoda; Insecta; Diptera; Tephritidae. The record is from RefSeq and is a predicted model, not a curated record. Gene Ontology annotation, biological process: regulation of transcription by RNA polymerase II. Bases 1 to 2892 code for a protein of 963 amino acids. The transcript has 6 exons.
AUGGAGGACGAUCAGCAGUUCUGUCUUCGAUGGAAUAACCACCAAAGCACAUUGAUCAGUGUAUUUGACACACUAUUAGAAAACCAGACUCUCGUCGACUGCACGUUAGCCGCAGAGGGACAAUUUCUUAAGGCUCAUAAAGUGGUACUGUCUGCAUGCAGUCCAUUUUUUGCAACUCUGCUACAGCAGCAGUAUGAUAAACAUCCAAUAUUCAUUUUGAAGGAUGUCAAAUAUCAAGAAUUGCGUGCCAUGAUGGACUACAUGUAUCGUGGGGAAGUUAAUAUUUCGCAGGAUCAAUUAGCAGCGCUGUUAAAAGCUGCUGAAUCAUUGCAAAUUAAAGGCCUCUCUGACAAUCGGAGUGGUAGUACGCCGAAAACAGAACAACAUCGCGGUUUAAAUGUACCUGCAAGUGGUAGCGGAGCUAAAUUGAGCGGGUAUACACUCGAACAAACGCAGUCUAAACGCCCUCGAGUUGUACCAUCCUCAAUGGAAACGGCAGAUAUUUCAGGCUCACGAGAGGGCUCCUCCAGCCCUUCUAGGCGCCGAAGGAAAAUUAGACGCAGAAGUAUUGAAAACACCAUGACUGCAGAUGUUCAUGACAAUUCCAACUCUUCUCAAAUGAACCAACCACUUCAGCCACAACAACAGCAACCACAAUCCAAUGUAAGUCUAUCUGGAGUUGGAGCCAUAUCGGCAGCCAGUUCUUCACUUCCCGUUCCGGCAUCCGCACUAUCGUCGGCUUCAAGUGGGGUUUUAGCAGCAACCGGUUCAAUAGUUAGCACACAAGGCACUCAGCAAAUGACCACAAACAUUACCAAAAAGACUGAAAGCGUUAAGGGAGCAAACGAUGUAAUGAAUUCAGAAAAUAUACAAGUUGCAGGUGUAGCUGGUACCGGUGAAGAUCACAGUGCAGAACAUUUAAAGGGUGAAAAGUCUAAUCACAAACAAAAGUCAUCGACAACUGGUGUUGCUACAAAAGAAACUGCCGAAAUGGUAAUCGAACCCAAAAGUGAAUAUGAGGAAGAAGGAAAUGAGGGAACCGUUGAGGAUCUAACACUUGAUGAUGAAGAAAUGGGCAUGGAAGAUUUGGAUCAAAAUGCCGGUACUAGUCAAGCUGGUGAAGGAUCAAGUCAAGGAUAUGCGCCAUGGCAACAUGAUAGAUCUCAAGAUGACCUUUUAAUGGCGCAACAAGAAGCACAGCAAAGGGAUCCACAAGAUGAAGCGCUAAAGGUGGUCUCCGGCAGUUCGGCGAUUGCAGCACGUGUGUCUAGUGAUCACCUUACAGCAGGCUGCACCGCGUACAAUUCCGAAGCACAAUCGCAGUCCCAAAGUGAAUCUCGUAUCCGCGUGCGUGACUGGCUAAUGCUUGCCGACCAGUCAAUAUUACAAAAAACCAUAGACCAACAACCAGACAAAUCACUAAUCACAAGCACUAAUGAGACCACUAACACCAUUACAUCUGCUGCCGAAAUGGCAAUUGAAGACGCCAGCACACACAUCCCUUCAUCAGUAUCUGCAGCGAUUGUUCCAUUGGGUGCAACCACAGUGGUCACCGCAUCAACAACAUCGUCAACCAAACAGCCAACUUUGAUGCGGAUCGGUAGUAUUGGUCGAACCACGAUAACAUGCGUAGCACCCCGGGUCGCAAGCAAUGAUACUGAAAUCAAUUUGCUAAAUAAUGGCAACAUGGGUGUGAUAUCGGCGGCGGCUCUAGCUGCUGCAGGUGUGGAGCUCGAAUCUGUGGAUGAGAGUAUGACCGAGGUGCUGGUGAAAAUUGAGAAUUCAUCUUCCUCGACACAAGAUGAGGAUAUGGAUAUGGAUAUGGAAGCUGAGGGCGAUGAAAACGGCGAAGGCGAUUUUAUUGGUGAAGAAGAGCAGCAAACAGGUGAUAGUGGAAAGGAACCAGAUUUCAAUUAUGAAUUAAAAUUAUCUAGUCCAAUGUCAUGGGCGUUUGAUACGGUAAAAAUAGAGAAUGAAGAAGAAUUCGAAGACAUUCUUUCCGGGGAAAAUGACACAACCAACACCGAAGAUGAAGACGACCUGCUAACAACGGCAGCUGCAACUACGAAACAAGCAGCCGUAAAUUCGUCCGAUCAACAACCUACAGCAUCGCUAAGCAUUUCCCCAAAGGAGACGACUGAGUCGCUUAUUAUACAGAACCCAUCCUCGAAUAGCUCCGAUAGUGCGCUGCUCAAAUGCAAGCAACGUGGUGUCGGUAAGAGGCGCACACAUAUAGAAAGCAAGCAAGAAACAUCGUUGCCAUCAGUACAGCAACAACUGUUGCUUUUGGAGCAACAGCAGCAUCUACAACAUUUGCAAUUGAGACCGACUCAGCAGACAUUGCAAUUCAAACUUGCUUCUAUUCCUGCAACAAUCACAUCGUUUACAACAACAACAACUACAGCAGCAGCAGCAACAGCAAGCAACAAUGACAGCAGUGGGGCGAAUGAAGACAACGUCACUGUCGGUACAGAUGUUGGAGCCGAGCCGAAUAGCAAACAAGACUCGACCAUGGGCCACACCAAUAAAAAUACCGAUUUCAAAUCGUCCGUUUCCGAUGACAAGAGAUAUCGUAUACUCGUGCAGAAUCAACGCAUGAGAAAAGAAUCGCUCGAACACUCGGAAGAUAUGAUAUAUAACGCAGAUAUCGAGAAGCCAUGGGUAUGCCGUAAUUGUAACCGAAAUUAUAAAUGGAAAAAUAGUCUCAAGUGUCAUUUGAAAAACGAAUGCGGCCAACCGCCACGCUAUUUCUGCAGCAAACUUUGCGGCUAUGCAACGAACGUGCACAGCAAUUUGAAGCGUCAUUUGAAUACCAAAUGCCGAGAUCGCAUGGAAGAAGAUCAAAAAACUAAUACCAGCACCUAUACCCUUGUAUUUCAACAAAAUGAAUAAACGUCCACCCAUUGGGAAUGUAUAUGAAUGAAUGCCAUGAUAGUCGGGAAGAAGAAGACUAAAUUAAUGAUUAACUGCAACCGAUCGACUAUUACAGUUAGCCAGCCAUACGGAUGCUUUGUAAAAUUUGGCUAAAAAAGUUCAAAGCCGGUCGUUAUAUAUGUUAUAUACGUGUACAUGUACAUUUCCUCUACACAUAGCAAAGCAUUAUUAAUUUAAAUAAUUUGUAGUAUAUAUUUAUCUAUGUAAAUGGAAUAUUCCGGAUUUUGGGAUUUCGAAUUUAGUUUAAUAAUUGAAUCGGCGCUAGUCAAAGUGAACCAAACAUAUAUAAUAUGAUUUUAUAAGCAUUAUAUUUUUGAUUUUUAUUCAUUUUUAUUUCGUUAUUACCUAUUUCAUUGUAGGAGUUGAAGUGCAAAAGCAAAUUAUUUAUGAAAGCAACAUUACCUAGUCAAAUGAUGAUUCCAAUUAUUUUAGAAAAUUUAACUACAUUUAGAUAUUUAUUAUAUCAUACGUACGAGUAUGUAUUUGAAAACGCAAUUUAUAGAUUGCUUCUAUUUUAAUUUAAUUAUUUAUUAACAACAAAAUAUUUUCGAACAACUUUUUAUAAAUAUUCUCUUCAGUGUUAACGGAAGACAAAUGCACUAAAGUACAUAUAUAUAUAUAUAUUUAUAUAUAUAUAUAUACUGUAUGUUAAAUACUAUAUUAUUAUACAUAUACAUAAUAUAUUAGCGCUUGCUCUGUUUUUGAAAUAUCAUAUACGAUACGGUAAAGCUGCAAUAUUGUAAAAAAAAAAUACAAAAUAAUAAAAAUAAUAGAAACAACAAAUGCACACUUAGUCACAUAAAUAAAGUUUUAAAAGACUAACGUUGCAUUCGUUUCAACUCAAACGUUUACAAUUCAAUAAAGUCAUCUCCAACAAAGUCAGCAUAAAUAUUUAUUUAUAAUUUAUCUAUAAAUUGCUUGGACAAAGGUAUAAAUAACAAAAGAAAUCUGUACACAUGAGAAUAAAUUUAUUAAUAAAAACACAUUUGAAGCAAACGGACGAAAUGUAAAGAAUUUGCAAUUUUAUUAAAUAACGGUUUCGCAUUGGUCCUCUUCAAAUCGGCGAUUCCCUUGCUGCUCGUCCUACAUAUGAGCUAAUAAAUUCGACGUUUCCAUUUGAGUCUAUAUCAUAAUCAUUCCCCACAUCAUAGAACAACUUUUUACUUUGAACGGCUUAUUUUUUUAUGUUUGCUUAAUAUGGAACUUUCACUAACCAGUUUUCUCUUUUAGGUACAUUCUGGCAUGCACGGUGCUUGGUUUGCAGUUCUUCAGUUCUAUAUAAUUUCCUUUUGACGAGAAAGAUUGUACUAUUCAACUUAAUAUUUAAUAAAUAUUCUUAU